This is a messenger RNA of Bombus pascuorum, 1606 nucleotides long. RefSeq lists its product as uncharacterized. The transcript is spliced from 3 exons. Bases 1221 to 1523 code for a protein of 100 amino acids. The record is from RefSeq and is a predicted model, not a curated record. NCBI's taxonomy places the organism in Eukaryota, Metazoa, Arthropoda, Insecta, Hymenoptera, Apidae.
AGGAAAAAGAAUUUAUUCUAAUGGCAAAUCGUAUAAUAAAUUAAUGAUUACUAAACGUAUAAAUGAUAUUCAUUCAUUUGUAACUUAUUUGUAAAUUAAUAAGAUCCAAAAAUACAAAAUAUAGUGAAAUCGGAAUUAAAUUAAAAAAUAUAUGUACAAAGUUGACUCAACACUGACUCGAGCUAUUGAUAAGAAAUAUAAAAUGCUAUCAGUUGUUCUAUAGUGGUUAUAGAAAUUAUUGAGUUCAUGUAAUAUUAUUGAUCCAUUAAAAUCCAAGUUUAUAUUUUUCCAAUGCAAUCAGCUGUGACAACAUGGCGGUCAUGCCGUAUAUUACUUGUCCGAUUUAAAUUAAGACACGCGAUCCAGAAACGGAACUGCAGUUAUUUGCAUUCACUGCUCGUGUAAACGGCUGUAAGAAGACUGUACUUUUUUCAUUAACAAGAACUCGUGUUACCGAAUUCUUUCACUGAUUCAGUGUGGCGCCAGAGAUCGGUCGCUAAGGGAACGGAACGAACUUGAGGACCGUUUUUUUGAUAAUUACUUCAAGGUUGCUGUUUAUCUUUUUUUAUUAUAAAAUACAAUUUUGUAAUAAAAUUUAAUCUAAAGCAAUCUCCACAUAUUGAAAACAAAAGUCUCCGAAUUUUUUAAAUAUUUUAGAAUAAUUUAUUAUAAAAAAAUAAAAAAGAUAUAUGUAACAGCAUGUAAAAGAAAUGUGAAAAGAAAGAUUGAAACACCAAGUAGAAAGUAAUGCCCUAAAUACAACGAUCUUAAUACAAUAGUUGAGAAAGAAAUUUAAUGAAGUAUCAAAGAUAAAAAUCAAGGUUGAAGAUUAUUGUAAGAUUUAAUGUAUUGUAGUUAAAAGAUAACGAGACAAGACAGAUGCCUUAAAGUUCAAACAUAUAAGAACAUAAGUGAUAAAAGGAGAUGACAUCAUUGUAUACAAAAAUUAAUUUGUACUGUGUACUAAGCAGUACUGUUUGUAAGAUUACUGGCAAAUAUUUCUAAUAUGAUUAACACAAAAGUCUGUCAUUUAUAAGAAGUUAACUUGUCAUAAAAUCGUGCAGUGCAAUCACAGAAGUUCUACAGAUCACAUAAAAUGUAUACCUUGUAUAGUUUCAAUAGUAGAGGACUUUGAAGUACACGUGUUGAAUAUUGUAGAACGUGGAUAUAAGUAACUCCGAUUUUACAUUAAAUAAGAAAGUGAGAAAUUAAUAAUAGACAUGAUAAACAAUCAACAUUGUGUUAUUCUUAAUUCUGGAGAGACCAAUAAUUAUCACCAACCGGUCUCUGCAAAACCUUCUGUUGUUUCUGUAUCAAGUAUUGAUUCUGAUGUAAGUGACAGAAGAGAUGUACGUGAAGAACUUUAUGCUGGGAUCUUCAGAAGACACAGGAAGACCAUACUUGUGUUAGGCAGUUUUCUCAAAAUGUUAAGGAGAUACUUGGAUAGAUUGCAUGCUCUGAACCGAAUAUAUGCCUUAAUUGCUUUACAUUUUGAUAUUGUCAUACAACAAAAGUUUUGGUGAAAUCAUGAAAUUCUAAUUAUUGUAAACAUGUCUGUUUAUAUGUACUUCAAGUUAAUUUAAAUAGAUAUUUUCAAGACAUAAAA